Perkinsus marinus ATCC 50983 is the source of this 837-nucleotide messenger RNA. RefSeq lists its product as hypothetical. The transcript is spliced from 9 exons. Gene Ontology annotation, cellular component: precatalytic spliceosome. Bases 1 to 837 code for a protein of 278 amino acids. Lineage: Eukaryota; Perkinsozoa; Perkinsida; Perkinsidae. The record is from RefSeq and is a predicted model, not a curated record.
AUGGCUAACCUCACUGAUAAAGGAGUAGCAGGAGCCCAUGGUGGCAACCCACAGUUCCUCAUAUCACAGAUUGUGAGAGAUAGAGUGUACUCGUUACGGUAUUGGAAAGAAGAGUGCUUCGGUCUUAACGCGGAAACUAUACUGGACAAGGCGGCUGAGUUGAAGUAUGUGGGAACAGUGUAUGGUUCACUACAGCGACCGAGCCCCUUCCUGUGUCUGCUGGUGAAGUUGCUGCAAAUAGGACCGGAGAAAGAAAUUAUAAAAAGCUUUAUUGAUUUGAGUGCAGGGGAUGAUGCUGGAGAAUUGCGAUACCUCCGAGCACUGGCCUGCACCUACCUCCGGUACAUCGGUCGGCCGGAUGAGAUCUAUAACUGGCUUGAGCCUGUGCUGUGGGACUAUCGUCAAAUAGUUGUACGGAAGCUUGACGGCAGUUUUGAAAUAUCCAAUCUCGAUACGUGGGUGAACACUCUACUAACAGAGGAUGAGAUCAUUACACUGGGCUUGCCGAAGCUUCCGCAACGUCAUAUCCUUGAAGAAAGGGAAGCAUUGAAGCCCUUCAACUGGCCGCCGGAGGUUGUUGAAGGUCUUAAGGAGGAGCCUUCGGAUGAGCCUAUUGAAGUGGCAGAGGGAAACACGGUUGAAGCUGAAGGCUCGGAGGGUCGGAAGGAGGACAGUCGGUCGAGGUCUAAACCAUCUGAUGAGGAGCACAAGCAUCACCGUCAUCAUCAUCAUCACCGAGAGAAGAAGAAGAAGGGGAAGGAGACGGAGGAACAGCAGGAGAUCGAUGAGGCUAAUGCACUUCGGGCUAAGCUAGGGUUGAAGCCUCUCAGAACGUAA